GUCUGAGAUAAGAUUAGGGAAAGAGAGUGACAUAUAGGGGAAGGGAGGGUGAUCCGAACGCAAUGUCUUGCGGCGUGGGGAACAGCUGGAAAGAGAAAUAUAAAAAUCACGCGCUACGUCGUCGUAUAGCAACACAAAAAAGAGAGUGCAAGAACGCGUGAGGAGACAAAAAUUCAACAAAGAACCAAAAAAACACAACUCAGGACGCGCCAUGAAUACAGAGGUAGAAUGCAGCGAGUGAACCAAGCGAGUUGAGUUUCAGUUCAAUUCAGUUUCUCUCCGAUCCCAAUCCAAUCCCAUAAUUCAAUUUUUCAUUUUCCCCCAAUUUUUCAAAACCCUAGCUUUCUCACUCGCGUUUUUCCCCCACUCGCGGAUCCACUUCACAUUUUUCAUACUCGCAGUUUCUGAUCUGUACCCGCUUUUUAAGUUGGUUGUGGUUGCAGUCCGGCUACAAUUUCGAUAAUUUCGAUUGUGGAAGUUACUCGGAAUGGAAUGAUGGUAGUGUAGUGAGUGGAGGAUACCCGGGAUGGAAUGAUUUUGAUGAUAGUGUAGUGAGUGGAGGAUACCCAGGAUGGAAUGAUAUUGAUGAUUGUGUAGUGAGUGGGGGAUACCCGGGAUGGAAUGAUGAUAGUGCAGUGAGUGGAAGUAUGGGUGACACUGUCCAUGAAGAGCAUCACACAGCUAGUGCACCUGUUGCUUCUCCUAAGAGGGACAUAGCUUUGUUUGAAGGGGACAAAGAUUUUGAGCCACCCAAUGGCAUUGAAUUUGAAUCUCAUGAAGCGGCAUAUACAUUUUAUCAAGAAUAUGCCAAAUCUAUGGGAUUCACUACUUCAAUUAAAAACAGCAGACGAUCAAAGAAGACAAAAGAAUUCAUUGAUGCCAAAUUUGCAUGCUCUAGGUAUGGAGUUACACCUGAGUCUGAUAGUGGUAGCAGUCGAAGACCAAGUGUAAAGAAGACAGAUUGCAAAGCUUGCAUGCAUGUGAAGAAAAAGCCGGAUGGAAAGUGGACCAUUCAUGAAUUUAUAAAGGAUCACAAUCAUGAACUUUUACCAGCUUUGGCAUAUCAUUUUCGGAUUCAUAGAAAUGUGAAGUUAGCUGAAAAGAAUAAUAUUGAUAUCUUGCAUGCCGUUAGUGAACGCACAAGAAAGAUGUAUGUUGAAAUGUCAAGACAAUCUGGUGGCUGUCAAAACAUUGGGUCUAUUGUGGGUGAUAUGAAUUAUCAGUUUGACAGAGGCCAGUUUCUGGCUUUGGAUGAGGGAGAUGCGCAAGUUAUUCUGGAGUACUUCAAGCACAUUCAAAAGGAUAAUCCCAACUUCUUCUAUUCUAUAGAUUUAAACGAUGAACAACGUUUAAGAAAUCUAUUUUGGAUUGAUUCAAAAAGCAUUGAUGAUUAUCUCAGCUUCAAUGAUGCAGUUUCAUUUGAUACUACCUACAUAAAAAGCAAUGAAAAGUUGCCUUUUGCUCCUUUUAUUGGAGUGAACCAUCACUCUCAACCUAUAUUGCUUGGAUGUGCAUUGAUUGCAGAUGAAACUAAGCCAACUUUUGUUUGGUUACUGAAGACAUGGCUUAGAGCGAUGAGAGGGAAAGCUCCCAAAGUUAUAGUCACUGAUCAAGACAAAGCCUUGAAGGAAGCAAUUGAAGAAGUAUUCCCAAACGUACGGCAUUGCUUUUCUCUUUGGCACAUAUUGGAAAAGAUACCUGAAAAUCUGUCUUUUGUGAUAAAACAGUAUAAGAACUUCUUGCCGAAGUUCAACAAUUGCAUUUUUAAGUCGUGGACAGAUGAACAGUUUGACUUGAGCUGGUGGGAAAUGGUGACUAUAUUUGAACUCCAUGAUGAUGUAUGGUUUCAUUCAUUGUAUGAAGACCGGAAAAAGUGGGUACCAACAUACAUGGGGGAUGUCUUUUUAGCUGGAAUGUCCACACCUCAACGUUCCGAAAGUAUGAACUCUUUCUUUGACAAAUAUAUUCAUAAGAAAAUCACCUUUAAAGAGUUUGUGAAACAAUAUGGGUUAAUUCUUCAGAAUAGGUAUGACGAGGAAGCCAUUGCAGAUUUUGAUACAUUGCACAAACAGCCUGCACUUAAAUCUCCUUCACCUUGGGAAAAACAAAUGUCAACAGUUUACACACAUGCAAUAUUUAAGAAAUUCCAAGUUGAAGUGUUGGGUGUAGCUGGUUGUCAAUCUAGGAUAGAGGUUGGAGAUGGAACUGUUGCGAAAUUUAUAGUUCAAGAUUAUGAGAAGGAUGAAGAAUUUUUGGUAACUUGGAAUGAGUUGAGCUCAGAGGUCACUUGCUUCUGUCGAUUGUUUGAAUAUAAAGGUUUCCUUUGCAGACAUGCAUUGAGUGUUCUCCAACGUUGUGGUUGUUCCAGUGUUCCAUCUCAAUAUAUCAAGAAGAGGUGGACCAAAGAUGCCAAAAUUAGGGAACCCAUCAUAACAGAUAGUACAAGAAGGGUACAAACUAGGGCUCAACGUUAUAAUGAUUUGUGCAAACGAGCUAUUGAGUUGAGUGAAGAAGGAUCAUUAUCUGAAGAGAGUUACAAUGUUGCUAUCCGUACACUUGUCAGUUGCCUGAAGAACUGUGUACUUGUAAAUAACUCUAACGACAAUGGCGCAGAAGCUGGCAACAAUGGUUACAGUCUUCGUGAAGCAGAAGAAAGUCAGUGUACCCUUGCUUUGAAACCAAGUAAGAAGAGGAACACAACCAGGAAAAGAAAGAUGCAACAAGAGCAGAAUCCUGUACUUGUCGAUGCUCAAGAUAGCCUACAACAAAUGGAUAAUCUUACCUCGGAUGCAAUGAACCUUACUGGAUAUUAUGGUACUCAGCAGAAUGUGCAAGGACUGCAUGUACAGUUGAACUUAAUGGAGCCACCUCAGGAUGGUUACUAUGUUAAUCAGCAGAGCAUGCAAGGCCUCGGUCCAUUGAAUUCUAUGGGUCCGAGCCAUGACGGAUUUUUUGGAACACAACAAAGCAUUCAUGGGAUGGGAGGGCAAUUGGAAUAUCGCCCAACAACCACUUUUGGAUAUAGCCUUCAGGAUGAGCAUGAUCCACACUUUCACAGCAACAAUUCAAGAAAUACUUAGGAUUUGUCUCUUCUCUGAUAUGAUUAGUUUCCUCAGAAGCUAUGUGGAGAUUGAAAAGAGCAUUGAAAGAACUUGGAAGUUCAUUAUCUUGACAACAGCUCAUUUUCAUAUCCAGAAAGAACUUCUGAAGAAGUUUCUGUAAACUAUAUGUACCAUUGAAGUUUACCUCAUGUCUUUGUAAUUGUUUAACCUUCCUGUAUUUUACUUAGAAAUUGCCCAUUGUAAUCUUUACACAGAAAUUGCCCGUUUCUGAUGGAGUGAACUUCUAUAUCGAACAUGACCACAUUUUGGGUCAGAAAUCCAAUUUCAUCACUGUUCCGGAUACCGAUGUAGCUUGUUCAGCAUUCAAAGCGUAUGUACUAUUAUAGUAUAGUACAAAAGUGCGUUUGAUAUGCAGGAAAAAUAAGGUAUUGGACAGAGUAA
Messenger RNA from Trifolium pratense (red clover), 3503 nucleotides. RefSeq names its product protein FAR-RED IMPAIRED RESPONSE 1. NCBI's taxonomy places the organism in Eukaryota, Viridiplantae, Streptophyta, Magnoliopsida, Fabales, Fabaceae. Gene Ontology annotation, molecular function: zinc ion binding. Bases 648 to 3080 code for a protein of 810 amino acids. Gene Ontology annotation, biological process: regulation of DNA-templated transcription. The transcript has 8 exons. The record is from RefSeq and is a predicted model, not a curated record.